Messenger RNA from Hypanus sabinus (Atlantic stingray), 2353 nucleotides. RefSeq names its product mitochondrial glutamate carrier 1-like. The transcript is spliced from 10 exons. Lineage: Eukaryota; Metazoa; Chordata; Chondrichthyes; Myliobatiformes; Dasyatidae. Gene Ontology annotation, biological process: aspartate transmembrane transport; malate-aspartate shuttle; L-glutamate transmembrane transport. The coding region runs from base 223 to 1212 and encodes 329 amino acids. The record is from RefSeq and is a predicted model, not a curated record. Gene Ontology annotation, molecular function: L-aspartate transmembrane transporter activity; L-glutamate transmembrane transporter activity.
GAGCGAAGGACGCGACUUCCCUCUUGACAAGCGGAGCGGUCGCCAUCUAGUCGGGUUCAGAUCGGCGGAGCGGGGUAGGCGAUCACGACACAGCGAAGCACCAGUCAUCCGAGCCGACCCAGUCAGGUUAAUCAAAGUGAGUCCAAGCUGUGGUUCCCGGUGACUCUUCAGCUGUGCCGUGUGACAUCUGGUUUGUGCCUUCCGUGAAAAAUAACAUUUAACAUGUCCGACAACAUCAGCCUCCCUGCUAAGCUCAUCAAUGGUGGAGUUGCUGGAUUGAUUGGAGUUACCUGUGUUUUUCCGAUUGAUCUGGCUAAAACCAGGCUGCAGAACCAAAGGAAUGGGCAGCGUACUUACACCAGCAUGAUGGACUGUCUAAUUAAGACCAUGCGAUCUGAAGGAUAUUUUGGAAUGUAUAGAGGUGCAGCUGUGAACCUUACAUUGGUAACGCCCGAAAAGGCCAUUAAACUCGCUGCUAAUGACUUGUUUCGUACCUAUCUGUCAAAAACUGGUAAGGGUUUAAAUAUAUUGGGUGAGAUGCUAGCUGGUUGUGGAGCAGGCCUGUGUCAAGUUAUAGUCACUACUCCUAUGGAGAUGCUGAAAAUUCAACUUCAAGAUGCUGGCAGACUAGCUGCUCAGCAGAGAUUGUUACUGCCUUCUUGUUCCACCACUAAAAUCGUAGCCAGCAAUCCAGUUUUGAGUCGGGCUUACAAUGUCAGCCCUGCUACUUCCUCCAGGCCAGCAUCUGCAACCCAGAUUGCCAAGGAUUUAUUCCACUCCCAAGGGUUUAGAGGACUGUACAAAGGAUUAGGAGCAACUAUACUGAGGGACGUUCCAUUCUCUGUCAUCUAUUUUCCGUUGUUCGCCCAUCUGAACAAACUUGGGCAAAAUUCAGUGGAUGGGAAAGUGUCCUUUGUCCAUUCAUUUCUAUCUGGUUGCAUCGCUGGAUCUGUUGCAGCUGUGGCUGUCAAUCCAUGUGAUGUGAUCAAAACACGAUUCCAGUCUCUACAUCGAGGGGCAAAUGAAGAAGCCUACAGUGGUAUUGUGGAUUGUGCUAGGAGAAUCUGGAGAAACGAAGGUCCUUCUGCAUUCCUGAAGGGGUCAGGCUGUCGGGCAUUAGUUAUUGCACCUCUUUUUGGCAUUGCCCAAGUGAUCUACUUUAUAGGAGUUGGAGAGUUCAUCUUGGGCUUUUCACAUUUCGAAGUGUAUUGAUCUGACAUCAUCCAUUCCUGAAGAACUACCUUGUACAAUGAGCAAUGCCAAACAUGUAACCAAGACACUACUGCCUUGAUUGGAAGGUUCACGAUGACUUUGCUGUUCACAUUGGUGUUGGGAAGGUGUUGGGAGGUAGAGGAAGCAUAUUGCAGGAUGGUUGGUGUGUGAAGAAUGUCUUGUGUUAUGAAAGAAUGGUUAAACCAAGGGGCCAAACUUUGUUCUCUAGCUCCGUAUUCAUUUUUUACUCAUGAAAAAUUGGAAUGCAUCUUUGUACAGUUAACAGUAUUUAAAACCUUUUUAUACAUUGAUUACACUUUCUGAGCCUGUGAAGUAACCCUAAUUUAAACUAAUUACCCCAAGUAGGCACAUUGAAGUGUAAGAAAAAGAGCAACUAUCUGAAAUUGUGGGCAAGAGCCGAAGUAGUGACUUUAGCCCUUAUCACCCACCUUGUUUUGCCCUGAGAACCAUUACUGUUGGUUUCACAACCUGUCACACUUCCUCACCUGAGAGAUUGCUAAUCUCAGCAUUGAACUGCCCACACAAACAUGGCAGAGACAAUCAAUGUUACCUUGUAGGAAUGUCUGCUUAGGAACUAAUCCAUUGUGUAUUCCACCCCCUCCCCCAAGUACUUUAGCAGGCCAUCUUUGUUCCUCUUCAAUGCUGAUCAUGAGCCAUGUUUCCUGUAAUUGGUUCAACUAAGACUCACCAAUUUAACGUGUUGAUGUUACUGUAGUGAUGCAUUAAAAUAGGUCAUUCAAGGCUGAGGUCCACUUGAACAACAUCUAUUCCUCAUUGGCUCUAUCAGAGCAAAAGUACCAAUGUGAUUAUAUACAAUUAAAUAACUCAUCUCCAAAUGCCUGUGGGUUAUUGAACUGUCAGAUGACUGACAUUUUCACUGAGGAAGGGGGGCAGUGUCAAUUUCUGGCAGUUUAGUUUGUAACUGCUCCUUUACCUGGGUGUUUUCACUAUUGAAAUGGCAUUAAACAAACAGUGCCUCUGGUAAUAAUUUAUUUAAUGGUGCCUUUUAUGCUGUUAAACUGGUUACCAUACGGAGCACCAUACUCAGACUGUAUACUUGGAAGUAAGACUACUUGCAAAUUUUAAUUUCAUCUGUAAGAAUAAACUCAAUUUUAUAAUC